Tripterygium wilfordii is the source of this 3316-nucleotide messenger RNA. RefSeq lists its product as uncharacterized. The record is from RefSeq and is a predicted model, not a curated record. Bases 1 to 3285 code for a protein of 1094 amino acids. NCBI's taxonomy places the organism in Eukaryota, Viridiplantae, Streptophyta, Magnoliopsida, Celastrales, Celastraceae. The transcript has a single exon.
AUGGGCAGACUUGAUAAUAAACAAUUGUUCUUUCUCUUCUUCUUCCCUCUUUACCAUUUCUUGUUAUACAAGGUCCAGGACGCAAGAGUGUAUCAAUUGGUAUCGAAGCCCGUUGUUCCUCGAAUUCCCUGCCGGUAUAUGACUCGUAAGAAUACCAGAUCAGCAAUGGAUAAUCGCAUGUCUGCAAUGGAAGCUAAUAUGGAGAAAUUAUCAGCAACUUUGGAUACCAUUCUUGGAGAAAUCGCUAAGUUUCCGGCCAUGGUCGAUGCAAAGAUGGAUGCGCGAUUGCCAGUCAAGGAGCCAAAAGGAAAGAUGGAUUUGAACAAACAAGAUCCACUUCUUGUUGAAGAUGACGAACGCAGUGAGUUAGGGUUGGCACGUGCUAACAAGAAGAGUGAAACCCAAGAACCACGAGGAAUACAACCGAGAGGAAAUUGGCACAAACUCGAUUUCCCUCAUUUUUCAGAAGGAGAUGACCCAGUUGUGUGGAUCUACAGAGCUGAGCAAUAUUUCAAUUUCUAUGGGACUCCUGAACAACAGAAGGUAUUGGUCUGCUCUUUUAAUCUUGAAAAUGAGGUGCUUCAGUGGUUUCAUUGGGUUGACUGCAUACAUACUACUCCUCGGUGGGAAGAUUUUACAAAAUUUUUUUGUAGAGAGUAUGGUCCUACUGAAUUUGAUAAUAGUAUGGAAGCAUUGUUCAAACUUCAACAAACUGGCAGUUUAAAAGAUUAUGUGAGAGAAUUUAGGAGGUUAGCUACUAGAACUGUUGGUCUCAGUCCUGAAAUGUUGAAGAAUUGUUUCUUGGGUGGUUUGAAGGAUGAGCUUAGAUAUGAUGUGAAAUUGUGGAAACCAGAGUCUGUUCAUGAUGCUAUUGCUAUUGCAUUACAGAUUGAUUCUAAGUUGAAUAGUAAUAGUCGAAAUUUGUUGCCUAAAACAGUACAUUCAACAAAUCAAACAAUAUCUACUGUUUUACCAAAACAUGCUGAUGUGCCACUUAAGAGAUUCAAUCCAGAUAGUUCUGUUAAAAAAUUAUCUUCAGAAGAAUAUCAGGAGAAGAGGUUGAAAGGUCUUUGUUUCUAUUGUAAUGAAAAAUAUGACAGAGGGCAUCAGUGUGCUAAGAAACAAUUGUUGUUGUUGGAAGUUAAUUUUGAAGAUGAAAAUGAUGAAAGGGAGACAAAUGUAGUUGAGGAGUUACAGCCUACUGCUAUGCAAAUGGAACUCAGUGUUUGUGCCUAUUAUGGAAUAGCUGAUUUCCAGGAAGUUAAAACUAUGAAGGUUGAAGGAACUGUAAAGACUCAUCCAGUCAUAGUUUUAAUAGAUUCAGGUAGUACUCAUAAUUUUGUGAGUUCAAAAUUAGUUAAGCAAAUGGGAUGGCAAUUGGAAAAAACUGCAGAAUUCAAGGUAAUGAUAGCUGAUGGAGGGCAAGUGUUGAGUAUGGGCUGCUGCACGUCAGUACCCUUAAUGAUGGGAAGUUACAGUUGUAUGAUGAAUUUGUUUGUGUUACCAUUAGGAGGCUGUGAUAUAGUACUAGGGGUUCAAUGGUUACAAACUGUGAGUCCUGUUUUAUGGGAUUUCCAAGAAUUAACAAUGCAGUUCACAGUGAACCAUAUACCAUUUCAGUUAGUGAGCAUCAAUCAAAAUCAACCAUUUGUGCAACAGAUAUCACUCCACCAGAUGGAAAGGGUGAUCCAAGAUUCUAGCUUGGGAAUGUUAUUAUAUUCACAAGAAGUUGUUGGGGUACAGCCUGUUAAUACAUCCUUGUCUACCACACAGUUAGCUGAAUUGGAAGCUUUGUUGCUCACCUAUGAUCAUAUUUUUCAAAUGCCUUCUACUUUACCUCCAGAAAGAUUACAUGACCAUAGGAUACCUCUUUUACCAAAUGCUAAACCUCCUAGUAAAAGGCCCUAUCAUUAUGGACCUUUACAAAAAGAUGAAAUAGAAAAGGCUGUUAGUGAGCUGAAACAGUCUGGUUUUAUAAGGGACAGUCACAGCCCUUUUUCAUCACCUGUGCUAUUAGUCAAAAAGAAAGAAGGAACAUGGCGCAUGUGUAUGGAUUACAGAGAAUUAAAUCAGUUGACUAUCAAGGACAAGUACCCUAUUCCUUUGAUAGAUGACUUACUAGAUGAAUUGCAUGGAGCUCAAUAUUUUUCAAAGUUGGAUUUGAGAUCAGGUUAUCAUCAGAUUAGAAUGCAUCCUGAUGAUGUGGAGAAGACGGCAUUUCGUACUCAUGAAGGUCAUUACGAGUUCUUAGUGAUGCCAUUUGGUCUCACUAAUGCUCCUGCUACAUUCCAGAGUUUGAUGAAUGAUAUUUUCAGGAAUUUUCUAAGGAAAUUUGUUUUAGUAUUCUUCGAUGACAUUCUGAUUUACAGUGCCAGCUGGAAGAAACAUUUGGAGGAUUUGAAGAAUACUUUUGCUUUACUUCAGCAACAUCAUCUGUUGGUUAAAAAGUCCAAGUGUGCUUUUGGUCAAGAUAGGGUGGAAUAUUUGGGGCAUGUGGUUUCAAGGGAAGGGGUUUCUGCAGAUCCUAGUAAAAUCAAAGCAAUUAUGGAUUGGCCUCUACCUGAAAAUGUUAAGGAGUUGAGAGGAUUCCUUGGUUUGACAGGGUAUUAUAGGAAAUUUGUUAAAGACUAUGGAAAGGUUUGCCACCCUUUGUAUCAAUUAACCAAGAAGAAUUGUUUUGUUUGGACAUCUAUAGCUACUGAGGCAUUUGAGAAGCUUAAGUCUCUUAUGGUGUCUCCUCAGGUGUUAGCACUACCUGACUUCAAUAUUCCUUUUACAAUGGAAUGUGAUGCAUCUGGUUUAGGCGUGGGAGCAGUUUUGCAACAAGCUGGUAAACCAAUUGCCUUUUAUAGUCAAACUUUGGGACCUAGAAAUCAAUCCCUGUCAACAUAUGAGAAGGAGUUGAUUGCUUUGGUCUCUGCUGUCAAGAAAUGGCAAAAUUAUCUCCAAGGAAGGCAUUUUAUUAUUAAGACUGACCAUAGCAGUCUCAAAUACUUCCUGGACCAGAGGGCGAAUACCACAUUUCAACAGAAAUGGGUAUCUAAGUUGUUAGGGUUUGACUAUGAGAUUCAGUACAGGAAAGGUGUAGAAAAUGUGGUUGCAGAUGCCUUAUCAAGAAAAGGUGGAUCUACUUCUUUGCCUGAACUACCAAUUGAAUCUGUUGCUUACCAGAGUCCAAAUGAAUGUUUGGCUAUUACCUACCCUUAUUUUGGGUGGUUAGAUGAUCUGAGGAGGCAUUUGGAGCAGGAUGAAUGGAUUAAGACAAAAUGUAAAGAACUGAAGUAAGUUAAUGCUGAUGUCUCUACCUCUCUCAAUA